AUGGCUUCUUCUAUGGCGCAUACCCAGUCCAUCUCCAUCAGGAAGCCCAGAACAAGAGACAAAAUUCACUCUGCUCUACACUCACCCUCUUUUCUUACUUUCCCAAAAGGUCCCUUUGAAAUACAAACAAUUAACGAAAAGGACUCACCAGCGAAGACUUCUCCGCCCACGGCUCUGCCGCCGCCACUACCGAAGUGGAACAUUCUACAGAAAGCCGCAGCCAAGGCGUUCGACGCGAUGGAAAGUGCGUUGGUCUCUCGCGAGUGGCAGAUAUCACUCCCUAAGGCUGCUGACCCUCGUGUCCAAAUAACAGGAAAUUUCGCUCCGGUACCGGAGACCGCCGUCAGGCACAACCUUCCGGUGACAGGCACGAUUCCAGACUGCAUUAACGGUGUUUACGUGCGAAAUGGUGCCAACCCUUUAUUCGAACCUGUCGCCGGCCACCACCUCUUUGACGGCGAUGGGAUGAUCCAUGCAGUGACGAUCAAUAGUGGCAAAUUCGCGAGCUAUGCUUGCCGCUUCACCGAGACUCAAAGGCUCGUUCAAGAACGUAAAUUAGGCCACCCCGUGUUCCCAAAAGCCAUUGGAGAGCUCCACGGGCACUCUGGUAUAGCCAGGCUCCUUCUUUUCUAUGCACGUGGCUUAUUUGGGCUUCUUGAUCACAGCCAUGGGUCCGGAGUAGCCAAUGCGGGACUGGUCUACUUCAAUAACAGACUAUUGGCCAUGUCUGAAGAUGAUCUUCCCUAUCAAGUGAGGAUCAAGCCCUCUGGCGAUCUUGAAACAAUAAGCCGCUAUGAUUUUGAUGAGCAAUUGAUGACGACAAUGAUUGCUCACCCAAAGAUCGAUCCUUUUUCUCGUGAGCUCUUUGCUUUAAGCUACGAUGUUGUUCAAAAACCAUACCUGAGGUACUUCAAAUUCUCCGCCGAUGGAAAAAAGUCACCGGACGUUGAGAUACCGUUGGACGCGCCGACCAUGAUUCACGAUUUCGCGAUCACCGAGAAUUACGUGGUGAUUCCCGACCAGCAAGUCGUGUUCAAGCUUCAAGAAAUGAUUAAAGGUGGCUCUCCAGUGAUCUAUGAAAGGACCAAGAAAUCUAGGUUUGGGAUUUUAUCAAAGACAGCUGAAAAUGCGAAAAACAUUAUAUGGGUUGAUUGCCUGGAUACCUUUUGCUUUCACUUGUGGAAUGCUUGGGAGGAGCCGGAAACUAAUGAAGUCGUGGUGAUCGGCUCAUGCAUGACUCCACCGGACUCGAUUUUCAACGAAUAUGAUGAAAAACUAAAGAUUGUUUUAUCAGAAAUUAGGCUCAAUCUGAAGACUGGUGAAUCAAAAAGGCUGCCCAUUAUUCAUGCAUCAGAACAAAUCAAUUUAGAAGCCGGAAUGGUGAACAGGAACAGGCUUGGUCGAAAAACAAGGUACGCCUAUCUUGCAAUUGCUGAGCCAUGGCCUAAAGUUUCAGGCUUUGCUAAAAUCGACCUCUCAUCCGGCCAAGUUCAGAAAUUUAUGUAUGGAGACGAAAAAUAUGGUGGCGAACCAUUUUUAGUGCCGAAUGAUUCAAAUUUUGAUGGAGAAGAAGAUGCUGGGUAUAUUCUUGCAUUUGUCCAUGAUGAGAAGGCAUGGAAAUCUGAACUUGAGAUAAUAAAUGCUAGGAGUUUGAAAUUGGAAGCUAGUAUUAAGCUACCAUCAAGAGUGCCAUAUGGUUUUCAUGGGACAUUCAUAAGCUCAAGUGAAUUAGAAAAUCAAGUAUGUAGUACAAAUUAA
Fraxinus pennsylvanica is the source of this 1758-nucleotide messenger RNA. Lineage: Eukaryota; Viridiplantae; Streptophyta; Magnoliopsida; Lamiales; Oleaceae. The record is from the annotation of a GenBank genome assembly.